Molecule: messenger RNA, 2985 nt
Organism: Naumovozyma castellii
Lineage: Eukaryota; Fungi; Ascomycota; Saccharomycetes; Saccharomycetales; Saccharomycetaceae
Gene: NHA1
Product: Nha1p
Exons: 1
Coding region: 1-2985 (994 amino acids)
Source: RefSeq, a predicted model, not a curated record
AUGGCUGUUUGGGAACAACUGGAAGUCUCAAAAGCCCAUGUUGCAUACGCGUGUGUCGGUGUGUUUUCGUCCGUGUUCUCCCUUAUAUCGUUAUUUGUUAAGGAGAAGUUAUACAUUGGUGAAUCUACAGUUGCAGGGAUCUUCGGAUUAAUCGUCGGACCAGUAUGUUUGAAUUGGUUCAACCCAUUAACAUGGGGGAAUUCUGAUUCCAUCACGUUAGAAAUUACCAGAAUCGUGUUAUGUCUACAAAUCUUUGCCGUGGCCGUGGAACUUCCAAGAAAAUAUAUGUUGAAACAUUGGCUCUCAGUUACCAUGCUACUAUUACCAGUGAUGACUACCGGUUGGUUAAUAAUUGGGCUCUUCGUAUGGAUUAUAAUUCCAGGUUUGAAUUUCGCAGAUAGUCUACUAGUAUCUGCAUGUAUUACAGCUACAGAUCCCAUCCUGGCACAGUCCGUUGUUUCAGGUAAAUUCGCACAGAAAGUUCCAGGACAUUUAAGAAAUUUGUUAUCUGCAGAAUCAGGUUGUAAUGAUGGUAUGGCUUUCCCCUUCUUAUUUUUAUCUAUGAACUUAAUUUUGCAUCCAGGGAAUGCAGGAGAAAUUGUAAAAGAUUGGAUCUGUGUGACCUUACUUUAUGAAUGUAUAUUUGGUUGUCUACUUGGUGUAUUCAUAGGUUAUGUGGGCCGUCGAGCCAUUCGAUUUGCAGAAGAGAAAAGUAUUAUUGAUCGUGAAUCGUUCUUAGCAUUUUACGUGGUUUUAGCAUUUUGUUGUGCAGGAUUUGGUUCCAUAUUAGGUGUAGAUGAUUUGUUAGUCUCCUUUGCGGCAGGUGCUGCUUUUGCAUGGGAUGGCUGGUUUGCCAAAAGUACAGAAGAGAGUAAAGUUUCUACAGUGAUUGAUUUAUUACUAAAUUAUGCAUAUUUCAUUUAUUUUGGUGCCAUUAUCCCAUGGAAACAAUUUAAUAAUGGUGAAUUAGGUCUGAAUGUUUGGAGGUUGAUUAUUUUAGCAAUUAUCGUUAUUUUUCUUCGUAGAAUCCCAGCUGUCAUGCUAUUAAAACCACUGAUUCCUGAUAUAAAAUCGUGGCGUGAAGCACUCUUUGUGGGCCAUUUUGGGCCCAUUGGUGUAGGUGCAAUAUUUGCCGCAAUUUUAGCCAGAUCUGAAUUAGAAGCAAGUGUCACCGAUGAACCUACUCCGUUAAAGACACUUCCGGCACCCGGAACGAAACAUUAUCAGCUGAUUGCCACUAUUUGGCCCAUCACAUGUUUUUUCAUAUUAACUUCCAUUAUUGUUCAUGGUUCAUCAGUGGCCGUCAUUACAUUAGGCCGUCAUCUAAAUACCAUUACAUUGACGAAAACAUUUACCACGCAUACUACAAAUGGGAAUGGGAAAAGUUCAUGGAUGCAAAGAUUACCAUCAUUGGAUAAAUCAGGUCGUUCAUUUUCGUUACAAAGAGUGGAUACACAUAAAGAACCUACCCAAGGUACCACUACAAUGUCAAGAACUAGUACUGUGGAAACAAGUGGUGUUCGUGUAAGAGCAGUUGGUGGUAUGAGUAAGAAGGACGUUAGAGAGAGAAAACAAAAGGAAAGAAGAAAAAGAAGAAGAGAUAAAAUUUUCCAUAAGAGAAAUAUUAGUAAUUUAUAUGGUGGAUAUGAUGAUGAAUUGAAUGAUCUUGGUAGGGAAAGAUUACAAAGAGAAAAAGAAGCUCAAGCUGCUACAUUUGCACUAAGUAGAGAUGAUAAUGAAUUACAAUUGCCCAUGCAUGAUGAAGUUGCAUCAUCAAUCAAUUCUCAAAACGUGAUUGAAGGAAGUAGUGGUAGUACUAAUGACCAAGAAAAACAAGAAUCAGAACCAUCUAAUAAAUCCAAUUCUAGUGAGGAGGAAUUUUCAUCUUUAAUGACAUCUGAAGAAGAGGAAAGACGCCAAGAACUGAGGAAAAGGGAAGAGGAAGGUCAUGUUGCGUAUCAAUCUGGUAAUCAAAUUAUUAUUGAAAAUCGUCAAGGUGAAGUUAUUAAUGAAGCUGAUCUUGAUAGGCCACCAAGAGACGAGGAGGAAAGUGUCGGUGCUGAUAGCCAUAACUUCAGUUUGGCUAGUACAGUAAGUCGUGAGUCCUCUAAUAGCUUACACAAUUUGAAGAGGAUAUUGUCACCACCCGAAAAGCUUAGACAGGUUAUAUCUCAAGGCAGUGAUAAACAUAUGAAGUAUCGUGCAUACAAGAUGGAUAACCAUCUGAUUAUUGAAAAUGAAGAUGGUGAAGUGUUGAGAAGAUAUAAGAUUAAUCCACACCAUCCUGAUAAGAAUAGGAAGGAGGGUACUACUGAUCAUAGAGACUCUGUUAGUACCGAAAGGAGUAGUAGUGUAAGCGGGAAUAAUGUUGUUACGAAGGCCUUAAAUGCAGUUGGAUUAAGAAGUCGUGCAUCAUCCUCCGUAGCGGCCACAUCUCCACGCAGUCCAAGUCCACCAAUUCAUAUAAAACCAAACCUUCAUAUUGAUACAACGAAACAACGUCAACCAAGGCCGUUAACCCCAGUUCCAACACAAAUGUAUUCGUCCAUAUCAGAAGGCGAAGAGGAUUACUCAGAUGAUGAUGGAGCCAGUGGAUAUGGGAAUGGCAGUGAUGAUGAGAAUUUCCCAACACGUCGUCACAACCAUACAUCUGAAGAAGAAGAAGAGGGAGAGGAAUAUGAUUCUGAAUUUGAGCCAGGUGAUGAACCCGAAACGCCGUUCGAGAGACAAAGAAGAUUAGGUGCUUUAGGGAAACUGAAUCAUGAUACUUCUGAUGAGGAAGAAGAAGAAGACGAUGAUGAUGAAAAUAGAGAGGGGGAUCACGAUGAAGAUGAUUACAACGAUGCUGAAGAUAGUGACGAUCAAGAGGGCGGUGAUGAGGUACCACCAACGCCUGUUAUAGAACACCCUGUUAGGGCAAGAGAUAGAAGCGCAAGUACCACACAAAAGGUUGUAUCCACACUAAGUAAGACUUUCCAUUUUUAG